AUGAUCACGCGUUCUAAAACGAAACAGCUGAGCACACCAGCAAAAAGUGCUGGCAAGACGCGCUCGGACUCAGGAGCGUUGGCUGCGGGUGGGGCCGGCCGGUCCUCGAGAUUGGACACCGUUUCGGCCGGUGCCACUGUUAUGCCCGCACCCCACGUUUUCAAAAGCCCCGAGGAGCCCGGAGCGUCGGCUGCGGGUGGGUCCGGUCAGCCCACAAAGUUGGACACCGUUACGACCGGAACCACUGAUACGCCCGCACCCUACGUCUCCAAAGGCCCCGAGGCCCCCGAGACGCCUCGCCAGUGUCGUGUGAAUAGUGCUGAACAGAUUAAUGUUGUUUCUCCUAGUAACAGGUCGCGUGUGUCGUCUUCUCGUUCAUCAGCCACAAUAAAGGCACUGAGGUUGAACGAGGAGGCCCAAUUGGCGCGUCGCAGCCUGGAGCGUGAACAGCAGCUAUUUGAACGUGAGCAGGCGCUACUGCAACUACAACGCGACCAGGAGGUCGCACGCCAGCGGCUUGACUUCGAACGUAAGCUCUUCGAACAAGCUAAGCAAGUGGAAGAGCUCGAAAUAGAGGCAAGACUGGCAACCCAAGAAGUGGAUGGACGAUCCAACACUCAUACGGUCAGUCAAUCUUAUUCACGUACUGCAUCGUGGGUCCGCGACGUCAACCAUAGCGGCCGUCGUCCCGCUGACAACAACGUCGAUGCGGCCCUAAUAAAUAUCCCGCCUACGGGCGCAGACUCUACUACGGUUCACGUUCGCGAGAGAAAGUUAGGUUUAGAACCUAGUUAUAUUCAACAAAAUAAUGUAAACAACCCUAUCAACCCAUAUUUCUCUCAAGAACGAGAUACCACACGUCAAAAUACUAAUAACACAAAUGAUAUGAUUGCGUCACAUCGCAAUCAUGAAAAUUCAGUGGUACAUCAUAAUCCUGAAAAUCAUGAAAUGCAUCGCGAUGUCUACAAAAAACCCGUGACAUUUCAAAUACCAAUAAAUGACAAUUCAAACUUAUUGCAAACCUCUACGAGCAAUAAUAAUAAGGCACUGACAUCAAUGCCGUUGCUUGACAACCCAAAUAACAAACAAUGUCAGUUGCCGUCAAAUCAGCCAGAGCCUUAUUUUUAUUCUCAAAGGUGCUCACAUAAACUACAGCUUACUCCUUUUAGCGAGAAUCUUGUGCGUUUGAGCGGCGCGCUGCGCGGCGCGGCCCUGGAGAGCGUGUCGUCGCUGCUGUACACGGCGGAGCGGCCCGAGCAGGUGCUCGACGUGCUGGAGCAGACGUUCGCGCUCCCUGAAAUGAUCGUGCUACACGAGAUUACUCUCGUGCGGAAUCUCCCAAAGCUAAGCUUUGAUCAAAAAGAUCUUACCAACUUUGCUUGUAGAUUGCGCAAUUGUAUAGCAGUAAUUAGAAACUUAGAUCAGAUAGAGCAUAUUUAUUCAGUAGAGUUGUUUCAUAGUGUGUUAUCCAAACUGACACCGAUAUUGUACAGUCAGUGGAAAGAAUAUGCGUACAAAAGUGACCGAUCUGUGCCUAAAAUUCAAUUAUUGUCUGAGUUUCUUGAUAUUGAGGCUAUAAAACACAAUCGUUACGGUUUAGUACUUGAUUACGCCCGACGACCUGGCACUGUUAUGCCCGAUUUAGGUAGGCGGUCUGGCACAUUUAUGCCAGAGUUAGGUAGGCAAACCGGCACCUUUACUUCAGGUUUAGGUAGGCGAAAUGGUGCCAUUAUUUCAGAGUCAGGUAGGCGACAUGGUACAGUCGGCAACAAUAAUUUUUCACACAAACCUACACGAAGUGAAAACAUUCAUGUGACAUCUGUGCGUAACACCAACAAUGAACUAUGUCGUUACUGUAACAAUAAACAUAAACUUACGGAGUGUGAGGAAUUUAAGUCACUAUCUUUAGAUGACAAAUGGAUUUGGUUGCGUGAAGCAAAGAUAUGUUCUAAGUGUCUGGUAUCUAAAUCACAUCGGUGGAAGUCAUGCAGGAUCGAUCGAUGUGGUGUCGACGGGUGCGAACGUUUUCAUCACCCAUUGCUACAUUCAGCAACGACGCCUCACGUAGUCAAUGCUGCCAGAGAGUCUCCGUCUUCCUCCUGCGAUGUUAUUGAACACAAAAACAUAAAUAAAACUGUUACAAUUUCUAACGUCACUGGAUCACACUCAAACGAUGAAAUGUCAAGUCCAGAAUCUCAAGUGUUUUUAAGAGUCAUUCCGGUUGAAGUAAUUGGACCUCAUGGGAAAUAUGACACAUAUGCGUUACUUGAUGAUGGUUCCAUGUCAACUAUGAUCGACUGGGAGGUGGCACGCCACAUUGGAGCGUCUGGCCCCAUGCAGUCAAUCAAAGUCGACGGAGCCUGUGGAAUGUCAGUACACAGACCCAUCCAACAUGUUAGCUUUUCUAUAAAAGGUAAACAAUUUUCUGAAACGUUCACGGUUAACAACGCUAAGGCCGUAAACUCACUGUCACUGUUCACACAAACUGUCAACCAAAGCGACAUUACGAAAUAUUCACACUUGGCUGAUUUAGCGGACGUUCUUUCAAUAUCGGAAGCUACACCUAAAGUCUUGCUUGGUGCAGAACAUUGGUAUCUCACCAUCUGCCGUGAGCUUAGGGAAGGUGCCCAAACCGAUCCAAUUGCCACACGUACAGCUUUAGGUUGGGUGUUACACGGCAAAUCCAACAUUUGGUCUAAACCCGUCUAUUUUGUAAAUCACAUUUCAAGCAACAAUAGUGCUAGUGACACCACCAUGGAUGAACUUGUGAAAGAUUAUUUUCGCCUUGAUGCCGUAGGUAUUUCUAAGUCUGAAAAUGUGUACUCUACCGAAGAUAAACACGCUUUAGGGGUUCUAGAAUCCACGGCCAAACGUUUGCCAUCAGGUAGGUUCGAAGUAGGUCUAUUAUGGCGUAAUGACAUUCCAAACACACCUGACAGUUAUCCUCAAGCGCUUUCGAGGUUCCACGGUUUGGAAAGGCGAAUGGCUCGAGAGUCUAACCUCAAAAAAGAUUAUUGUGCCUUUAUCGAUAACAUGAUGUCAAAAGGUUAUACUGAAGAGUGUCCAAAGGAAACAUACCAUGAUAAAAUAAACACAAGCGUUACACACAAAGGUUUACGUUGGUAUUUACCCCAUUUUCCUGUAAUCCACCCUCAAAAACGAAAACUGCGCGUAGUCCAUGACGCAGCCGCAAAGACUUCGGGAGUCAGUUUGAAUUCACUCCUGCUCCCGGGGCCUGAUCUCCUGCAGUCACUGCUACACAUAUUGUUCCGUUUUCGUGAAGGUCAUGUUGCGAUGACAGCUGACGUGAAAGAAAUGUUUCCACAAAUUAGGAUUAGGCAGGAAGAUCGUGACGCUUUACGUUUUCUUUGGAGGAAUGACCCUCACUGUGAAUUAAAAGAAUACAGAAUGACUUCCGUUAUCUUCGGUGCUGUGUGCAGCCCCUGUACUGCUCUAUACAUAAAAAAUCGUAACGCUCAGGAAUUGCAACGGUCUUACCCGGCCGCCGCAAAGGCCAUCGUUCGUGAUCAUUACAUGGAUGAUUAUUUAGGAAGUCUUGACAGUGUCCAAGAAGCUGCGCAACUUGCAGCUGACAUAGUAACGGUUCACAAAGCGGCAGGCAUGGAGAUGCGUGGUUGGGUCUCUAACGUACCCGCUGCACUUGCAGCCGUACCAGAAGACUUACGAGCUCCUAUAGUUGAAGAUAUACAUGUAGGGCCUGAAGCUUUUGUUAGGACUUUAGGACUUAUAUGGCAUCCAAAGAGCGAUACCUUUAGUUUUCGUACUGGUUCUCCCAUACCAGACCAAGACAAAUUAACAAAACGAAAGGUAUUGUCUUACCUGAUGUGCGUGUACGACCUCUCGGUCUCUUGACUCCUCUGGU
This is a messenger RNA of Cydia fagiglandana, 3883 nucleotides long. RefSeq lists its product as uncharacterized. The record is from RefSeq and is a predicted model, not a curated record. The transcript has 2 exons. Bases 1 to 3873 code for a protein of 1290 amino acids. NCBI's taxonomy places the organism in Eukaryota, Metazoa, Arthropoda, Insecta, Lepidoptera, Tortricidae.